AUGUAUCUCAUGAAACAACGUGAAAUUGAUUGUUCAGUAGGCUUUGUCGAAGUAAAACCUGAAAGAAGCGAUUCAAGUAAACGACACGAAGACAUGAUCAGAUUGGUGGCUUUCUGUAAGGAUACACUCGAUGAAAAGAAUUUGAAUGCAAUGACAUUGGUUCAAGUGGUUGGCACGUAUAUAUCAUUCUAUCAUUUUGUUUUGGUUGAUGAUAUCUACUUCAUGGUCGAGCUCUAUUCAUUCGAGACCGCCAAGUAUCUUGGUCAGUUGAGCCAUCUCCUCGGUACCUUCGAUAAACUAAAGCAGUUUAUCACCAUCACUGUCAUUUAA
Molecule: messenger RNA, 330 nt
Organism: Zychaea mexicana
Lineage: Eukaryota; Fungi; Mucoromycota; Mucoromycetes; Mucorales; Lichtheimiaceae
Exons: 3
Coding region: 1-330 (109 amino acids)
Source: RefSeq, a predicted model, not a curated record